AGUAUCUGGCAACACUUUAUAGAUUUCAACAUGGUAGGGGAAUUGUAAACACGUUUUUAUAGUAGCAAUACUGAUUUCGUUUAAAACAUCAAUAUGGGAAAAGCGAAAAAAUUAAAAGUUUCAGUUAAUAAAACCAAAGUACCUUUAGAUUAUCAGAUCGGUCUAGAAAAAAUUCCUAAACCAUCUACUAGAAUUAAAUUGCGCGAGAGAAAAGACGAGGAUGACGAACAACUUGUUGACGAAAAACUAACAAAGAAAAUUCUUAAUCAAGCCAGAAAACAGCAAGAGGAUUUGGAAGAAGAAUUUGGUAUUAGUAAACUCAAAAACAAACCUUCUGAAAAGUCUACUAUUCUUGGUGCAACACAAAAUGAAGAAAGUGAAGAUGAUCAGUUUUCUGAAAGUGAAGAUAAUUACUUUGAUGAUAUUGAAAUUAAUGAAGAGGAUGAAAAAGCUUUAGAAAGAUUUAUGUCUCAGGAACCUGCAGCUAGAAGAACAUUGGCUGAUUUAAUAAAAGAAAAACUAACUGAAAAAGAAACAGAAAUGCAUACAAUGUUUUCUGAUGCUGGGAGUGUUAAUGUUGUUGAUUUAGAUGAAAAAAUAGUUGAGAUGUAUAAAGGAGUAAAGCAAGUUUUAGCACAUUAUCGAAGUGGCAAACUUCCUAAAGCAUUUAAAAUUAUACCAUCUCUGAGUAAUUGGGAACAGAUACUUUAUUUAACGGAUCCGGAUAAUUGGACUGCUGCAGCUAUGUAUCAAGCUACACGAAUAUUUGCUUCUAAUUUAAAAGAAAAAAUGGCUCAGAGAUUUUAUAGUUUAAUUUUAUUGCCUCGAGUCCGUGAUGAUAUUGCUGAAUUUAAAAAACUUAAUUUUCAUUUAUAUCAAGCAUUGAGGAAGGCUCUGUUUAAGCCGGGUGCUUUUUUUAAAGGACAGGGGUCCGAAAAGUUACUGUGCAGUGAGAAAUUUUCAGGUACUUGCACACUUCGGGAAGCAGUUAUAAUUGGAAGUGUAUUAAGUAAAAAUUCUGUUCCCUUAUUACAUUCAGCUGCUGCUCUGAUCAAAAUAGCAGAAAUGGAUUAUAAUGGUGCUAACACUAUAUUUAUGAGAAUUUUAUUGGAUAAAAAAUAUGCACUACCAUAUAAAGUGAUUGAUGCAGUCGUUAAUCAUUUUCUCAGGUUUACUCAUGAAAAACGAGAACUUCCUGUAUUGUGGCAUCAAUGUCUUCUUACUUUUGCUCAGAGAUAUAAAACAGAAAUAUCCAGUGAACAAAAAGAAGCUUUAUUAGAACUGUUGAAAAUUCAGUCUCAUUAUCAAAUAACUCCAGAAAUACGGCGGGAAUAUCAACAUUCUAAAUGUCUUGAUGAAAUAGCGGAUGAGCCAAUGUUGUAAACAUUGAAAAUUAAAUGUUAAAAAGUUGA
Messenger RNA from Centruroides sculpturatus (bark scorpion), 1412 nucleotides. RefSeq names its product bystin-like (gene bys). The record is from RefSeq and is a predicted model, not a curated record. Gene Ontology annotation, molecular function: snoRNA binding. The transcript is spliced from 9 exons. Gene Ontology annotation, biological process: rRNA processing. The coding region runs from base 94 to 1383 and encodes 429 amino acids. Gene Ontology annotation, cellular component: cytoplasm; preribosome, small subunit precursor; nucleolus. Lineage: Eukaryota; Metazoa; Arthropoda; Arachnida; Scorpiones; Buthidae.